CGCGCCGCCGCCGCCGCUGCCCUUCGCUGCUCCGCCGGCUCCUCCCGCCCGGGAUGGGGGCCCGGGGCCCGGCCCGCCGCGGGGGUGCCCGGACAUGACGGGCGGCCGCGGGAGCCGCUCCAGCACCUGCCCGCCGCGACGGCACCGCCACUCCCGGGGACCGGCGGGGCUCCUCCUCGCUUACUGCUAUGGACAGUGCUAUCACCCUGUGGCAGUUCCUCCUCCAGCUCCUCCAAGAGCCUCAGAACAAGAACAUCAUCUGUUGGACCUCCAACGACGGGGAGUUCAAACUGCUGCAGGCAGAGGAGGUGGCCAGACUCUGGGGAAUCCGCAAGAACAAGCCCAGUAUGAACUAUGAUAAACUCAGCCGUGCUCUCAGAUACUAUUAUGUGAAGAAUAUCAUUAAGAAAGUGAAUGGGAAGAAGUUUGUGUACAAGUUUGUUUCUUAUCCGGAGAUUUUAAACAUGGAUCCGCUGGUCGUGGGCCGGAUAGAAGGAGACCCCGAAAUGAGUGGUUUUGCAGAAGUCAGCAGUGCUCCAAAGGAUGUGGAAAGCUGCGGGAAGGAGAAGGCUCAGUCCUGUGCGAAGUCCUCCAGCCGCAAUGACUACAUCCACUCGGGCUUGUACUCCUCGUUCACUCUGAACUCCCUCAACUCUUCCAGCGUCAAACUCUUCAGGUCCAUCAAGAUUGAGAAUCCAGCUGAGAAGCUGACCGAGAAGAAACCCGCUCAGGACCCAACACCCUCCGUCAUCAAGUUUGUGACCAUGCCCUCCAAAAAGCCUUCAUCGGUCCCCUUGGUCUCCACCACUUCCACGGUCUCUGCCACUUCCACUGCUUCUGCCACUUCAACCGUGUCCUCCCUUCCCAUGGGAACAGAAGACACUCUCCAGACCUUGGAGACCCUCGUUCUACCCAAGUUACCUGUCCCUGAAGCUCCAGCCCCUUUGCCAAACCUAACCACCAGCUUCACCCCAACGCCACCCAUAUCCUCAGUGUCCCCCAGCCUGCAGGUUCCUUCCACGCCCCCAUCGCCACCCCUGAGCUCUAAUCCUGACCUGGACAUUGACACGGACAUCGAAUCCGUGGCUUCUCAGCAGCUGGAGCAGGCUCAGAGCCUUCAGCAUCAAUCCCCAGAGCCCAAAGAGCAGGAUUCAUCUGUGCUGGAGAAGGAAUUUGCCAAUCACCUCUCCAGAUCCAAAAAACCCAAAGGGCUGGAGUUGGCUCCUACUCUCGUCAUUACAGGCAGCGAUCCAAGUCCGCUGGGGAUUCUGAGUCCUUCUCUCCCAACUGCUUCUCUUACUCCAGCACUUUUCUCUCAGACUCCCAUCUUGCUGACCCCCAGUCCCUUGCUCUCCAGCAUUCACUUCUGGAGCACCCUGAGCCCCGUUGCUCCUCUGAGUCCUGCCAGGUUGCAAGGUGCUAACACCCUCUUCCAGUUUCCAUCAGUGCUGAACAGUCAUGGCCCAUUUACUCUGUCUGGACUGGAUGGACCCUCUACCCCUGGCCCGUUUUCCCCUGAUCUCCAGAAGACAUAGCACAUGAACUGACGGGAAGGACAGACUGGCAAGCAAGGGAAAGACAGGACACUUAACAUGAAACCGUGUUUUUUAAAUGAGCAAUUUGUAAUUCCCCAGAGGUGAUCAGCAGUUAUCAUAGUUUUUGCCAUUCCCAAAUCAAAUGCCUUUUUUGCAAAAUUCCCUUUUUUUGAAGACCCAGGUUGGGAAUGUUUGUGCAAACGCCUUAAUAGGAGCUGCAGCUCCAGUCUCUUCUCUUCCCUCCUUGGAUCGGAAGACUUCCCUAUGCUUAAAGGGAGCUUUGGUUGGUGUUGCAGUAACUGAGUCUGCACUGACUGCAGUUAAACAGUAUCAGAGAAGUCUUUUCUCUGGGACUCUUGGAGAAACCCUCUGUUCUUCUGCUUCCUGUGCUUGGCAAGAAGAAAUCUAAUCAUGAUCGAAGCUGGCAUUCCAGGAAAUGCUUGGGAAAGGGGUGUGUGCGCUCAGCUUCGCCUUGGGGCCUGAUAACUUGUGCAGCAACAGAGCAGCCCGCAUCUUUUCUGCUGUAAAAACAGCUUGUCUUUCUGCAGGGAGAGCUUUUCAAGGAAUACCCAGUGAUUUGUUACUGACAUCCGGACAGUUUUCCAAUGGCAUCGUGUCCCCACAGCCCAGCUCCUCAGGGAAGUGAGCUGGAAAGCUCCUGGAUGCUUCUUCCUGCCCUCCCGUCGGUGAGGAGGCAAGAUCUGGAGCCAGAUGAGCGGUGGGAUUAGAUCCUUCCGGUUCUCAGAAGGUUUGAAUGCUCAAGUCCAAACAUUUCUUGUGCCAGAGACCUUACAGAGCCCUGCUGGAACAGCACCAGGCUGGUGGAUUUCACACGCAGGUUUGAGGGUGGCUCUGGAUUUGUGAGGUUGCUGCCUGAUGCUCGAGUUUCAGCAGCCCCAGCAGUGGGUGAGAGCGG
Neopsephotus bourkii (Bourke's parrot) is the source of this 2451-nucleotide messenger RNA. It is a transcript of the gene ELK4, whose product is annotated as ETS transcription factor ELK4. Gene Ontology annotation, biological process: cell differentiation; regulation of transcription by RNA polymerase II. The transcript is spliced from 5 exons. The record is from RefSeq and is a predicted model, not a curated record. NCBI's taxonomy places the organism in Eukaryota, Metazoa, Chordata, Aves, Psittaciformes, Psittacidae. Gene Ontology annotation, cellular component: nucleus. Gene Ontology annotation, molecular function: sequence-specific DNA binding; DNA-binding transcription factor activity, RNA polymerase II-specific. Bases 189 to 1535 code for a protein of 448 amino acids.